AUGACGACAACAAAUACGUUCGAGUUUGAUAACGAAUUUUAUAAUUUUGAUAACGCUAAUGAGUUUCUUGAAAACAUAUCGGGGGCGGUAUCAUCUCUUUCACCUUUGAGUGAAGAUGAGCAGUUUAAGAGUUCUAUCGUUGUUGAUAGCAACUGGGCGUCAGAAGGUGUUAACCAAAAUGAGAUAUUUCGUAAUAAAGGUGGUGAUGAUUUUAAUAUAAUAAACCAAGAAUAUAGCAAUCCAAGUAUAAAUAAUGGUGAUGGUGAUAAUGCUUACUUCAAUUUAGAUUCUAAAAUAGGAACAGAUAUGAAAGCACCCAAUAAUUUGAUCUCCUCAUCUAUGUCAAGCGGGACAUACUCGCAAGAUUCCACGAACAAUGGAAUGACUCCAAUUAGCCAACACUCAUUGACAUCGGCACAUACUUCACCUGAGCUGCUAGUAAAGAUUGAAGAAAAUGAAGAUGCAAGUGGGAAAAUGAAAAGUUUGUCUACUUCGAAGAGUGCAAAAGUCACUAAGCCACAUAAAAAAGAUAAAAGCAGCCAUAAUAUGAUUGAAAAGAAGUAUCGUACCAAUAUAAAUUCCAAGAUUUUGGCUUUGAGAGAUGCAGUUCCUUCGUUAAGAAUCGUAGCUGGGAACAAAGAUGUUUCGAUGGCAGACUUAGAAGGAUUGACUCCAGCUUCGAAAUUGAAUAAAGCAAGUGUUUUAACAAAAGCCACUGAAUACAUUAAACAUCUAGAACAGAAGAAUGAUAUAUUGAAAGAACAAAAUACUCAAUUGCAGAAAUUAAUCCAAGAGGCUAAUUUACGUUCUCAGCCAAUACCCCAAGAGCAAGCGUUACCUUCACAAAGAGGUGGAUUUGGCUAUGUUCCUCCCCAGAAUGAGCAAAGCUUCAAUUCGACACCAGGGCAAGAUUUCGGUAGUGGCUCUUUUAACUUCAACAACCAAAAUGCUGGUAUGGGUGCUACAAAUCCAAGUUAUAACUACAAUAAAAUUUUACUUGGUAGCUUGGCAACGGUUAUGGGAACUUCAUUGAUGGCUGAUAAUGGUGGUGAGUUUAAAGGGUUAUCUGCUUUACCGUUUUCAGGCUUCCUCCCUUAUUUCAUAACGCACCCAAAUCAAAUGACUAUACAAUUGUGGAGCUUAUUAAAAGUGCUAUUGGUUUUUGGAUCUCUUGCUAGCAUAAUACUACCAAACUUAUUUAUUACAAUGCAAAAUGAUAAAAAAUCAGAUGAAGGAACCAUUAGGAUAUUGAAGUUUUGGCUUUUGAAUAGUUUAGGACUUCAGUUACCACAUUCUUUCGAGCAAGAGAAAGUGGAUAAUAUUUUGCUUUUACUAUCUGGAAAAUCUGAGGAAGAAUUCUCGUGGACUAAUCUUCUUAAGUAUUAUAUUUAUUUAACAUCAUGCGAAGCAACCUUCGAACUCUGCUUCCUAAACUUAAUUGUUGGAACUAUAUUAAGUAUCAAAUUUCCGUUAAUAUCCAAGUUUAUUAAUUACAACAUGACUUUAAAAGGCUCGCUUUUAUUGAAUUUCAAAUAUAAAGGUGAUAAUCAGUCAUUGAUGAAGCUAAAUGACUUGAUUCAUAAUUUAGAUGGAAUUUCUAUGCUAGGCUCCGCUUCUUUAUUGAAGAGACUUAUUAAUAUAGCAGAGCAUAAAAAUAUUAAUGAAGACGUCUACGAUGGCCAGAAUAAGGUUAAGUAUGUUGAGCUUUUCCAAGAAAAUAGGCAUGAUUACUAUAGUACUAUUGUUACUUGGAGAAUCUUGGAAAUCACACAUGAAUUGAACUUGGCCUAUUUGAAAAAUAUGGCCUCAAAUACUCAAGAAAAAUCGAAGGUCUUCAAACAAAUAACGGAUGAUGUUAAUAAAAUAGAAGCUAUUUUGUUAAAUGAUACGUCUACUACAAGCUUGAGAAAAUACUUUUCUCUAUUCAAAAGUGUGGUUGAGGAACAGUCGGCACCUAAAUUAUUAGGAAGAAUUGAAACUGAUGUUCAUGCAAGGUUAUAUAACUUCGAAAAUGCUACGGAAGAGAGCGAAUCAAUGAAUGAAGAUGUAUCUGACUUCUCUGAAGAAGACGAUGAAACAGACCAGACAACCAAUUACUCUGCUGAGACUGAGACACAAAUAAAUUCGAAGAUAAGUUCACGCAAGUCUCUAAUUAGCUCAUUAAGUUUAGUUUCAGAGGAACAAUUUAUCAUCUUGGCAAGUUCAUUAAUUCUAUAUUAUCACCACAAUAAUAAAACAAAUUCAAAAGAGUUGCUAAAAUAUUUGAAUUUUUCUACAGAACAAGCAACAUUAUCUUUAUUAUCUUUCACAGCAUUAUUAAAAAUUCUUACCAAGUUAAUUGAUCAAAAUGAAGAUUUUGACGAUUUUAAAAAUUCCAAUGUUUUGGAUAAAUUAAUAAGAAUUACAAGAUUAUGGAUCAAUGAUGACAAAAAGCAAUUUCUCGACUAUAAUUUGAGAUGUGAUUUAUCCGAUUUGAUAGUUUCUAAGGGUUUAAUUUUAAAUGGUGUCUUAAGCGAUGAGAAUGAUGAAGAAAGAGAAGAUAAAUAA
Molecule: messenger RNA, 2547 nt
Organism: Debaryomyces fabryi
Lineage: Eukaryota; Fungi; Ascomycota; Pichiomycetes; Serinales; Debaryomycetaceae
Gene: CPH2
Product: Cph2p
Exons: 1
Coding region: 1-2547 (848 amino acids)
Molecular function (GO): protein dimerization activity
Source: RefSeq, a predicted model, not a curated record